AUGCCGCGGCGAAUUCUGCUCGCCGCCGCCGCUACUCUGAUCAUCGUCGUCAUCACCGAGAUCCGGUCAUCGUCGUCGGAAGAAGGAACCGGGAGCCCACUUCUGCCGUCGCCCACAACCUUCGGAGAAGGAAGAAGAGGGGAGGAGAAAAGAGCCGUCGGGCUGAGUUUUCUACCCGCCGGACGAGUUGAAAUCCAGUCUCCGACGUGGAUCGCACGAGCCACGGCGCUCGUCGAACAUGUCAUCUAUUUGCUUAGCCAUGGAACCCACUAUUAUUGA
Messenger RNA from Linum trigynum, 279 nucleotides. The record is from the annotation of a GenBank genome assembly. Lineage: Eukaryota; Viridiplantae; Streptophyta; Magnoliopsida; Malpighiales; Linaceae.